AUAUACAAAAUCUCAAGCAUAGAAGAAUAAAUCCUAACAAUUUGCAAGAAAGAUAAAAACAUUAAAGCCUCCACUCCACACAUGCAGCUUCUAUCAUAGAAAGAUUUGUAAGAAACAACAGAAGACCAAAACAAGGUCAAAAUUAAACAUCCCGCUGAAGUGGAGUUUAUCUGUUUCAGUUUUGGAAUCUGCUAUGUUAGUUUGACAGUUGCCUAAAUUUGUGGAAAUGUCUGCUAUGUUGUUAUAGGUUUUCAGUUAAAAGAGCGUUGUAUAUUCCAAGAGAAGUUGUACGAAUACAAAAGCUCAAAAUGUAUGGAAGCUCAGUCUACUCUCAGUUUUUUCUAUAGCUAAGCAAUUUUAUCUUUCAUUCAAAGGAUUUCUCUCAAACAUUUCUUCAGACACUUGUUUGUAAGUUUCUCUACAAGCAUGCAAAUCCAUAUCUCUUUGAAGAUAAAAAUGAGAAAAAUGGUACCUUUAACAACCGUGGAAGGUCUAGAAUCAUGGAAAGUAACAGCAAAAUCCACAUCUUUAUCGCAAACCUGAUCAUUACCCGGUUCCAUCACAUCUUCCCGGGCCCUGAGCUCAGUUGCCAAUUCAAGCAUACCGCUAACACUCAACCCUCCACCAGGAUUGGCUAACUUCGAAGCCACCGGUUCACGCAUUUCGACCACUCUAUACACUUCGUGUUCAUUCUCUGAACCCUCCACCGCUCCCGAACGCGCCAGACCUCUCUCGUAGGUGCUCAAUUUUGCUGCCCACUCCACAAACGAAGGACCCAUUAACGCCCAAGCCUCUUUCAAAUACUCCAAAACCAAUCUCACAGCCUCAUUCCGAGUAUUCAUACCCAAAAGCUUCUUACAUACACCAUCGUCCCAAACCGCCUUCUCAACCUCAUCCCAACACCUCUUCAAAUCCACCGUUAACAAAUUACUCUUCUUCCCAGACCUCUCCAAUUGACAAACUCUCCCUCUCCAAAUCCGGUCAAUUGCGUUCAAAUAUUUCUCACCAGGCUUUCCACCACCGCUCACCAAAAACUUCACCGUACACUCCAAAGCCACAGCACAAUAAGCAGCUUUCAUAGACUCCACAAUGGCGGUGGCCGCGCCUUCUUCUUGCCUGGAGUCCAACGCCUCCACUAAUUCCAGAUUUUGGAGAAUGGAUUCGGUGACCAAAGCGUCUGAAACGUCGCACUCAAUGGUCCGAAGGAGCAGAAUCUUCUUCCAACGCAAGUCGUGGUUGGGAAUGGGCAAAACCGAGAGGGCUCUCGUGGGUAAUCUAUCAUUGUCAGGGCUUCGAAUGAGAUACUCCAGAAUCCACCGUGAAACAUCCAUGGCUCACUCUCAGACUCAGACCAACAGGUCUCUCUUUUCUUAUCUUUCUUCUUUCUUUACGUCUCACCGUGCUAGAAACGACCUGUCGUUUAAUUGGUCACAAACGAUUAAACGACACGUCGUUUUCGCCAAACUUCUAAAGCCGCUAAAAGCGUCGUCUUCACUCUUCUGCAAACAACCCUCGAAGAAAAGAAUAAUCAAAUUUCAUUACCUUAGCACUCGACGAACUCAUACUUCUCCAAAGACAAGUACUCUUCUCUGUCCCUCUCUUCCCCGCCGUACAACAAUGGCUACAGGUCGCUGUACCUUCUCCUCUGACGAUAUUGUCAUAAAGUCUCCCAACGAUAGCCGGUUGUACAGAGUUAUCAAGCUCGAAAAUGGCCUCUCUGCAUUGCUUGUUCACGAUCCAGAGAUCUAUCCAGAUGGGCCUCCCGAUAACAAUGAAGCAGAAGCAAUGGAUUGUGAAGAAGAUGACUGUGAUGGAGAAGAAACCGAGGACAGUGAAGACGAAGAGGACGAGGACGACGAUGAAGAUGACGAAGAAGAUGAUGAAUGUGAGAAUGGGAAAGGAAAUGGAGGAGCUUCUCAGACUAAGAAGGCCGCUGCUGCUAUGUGUGUAGGAAUGGGCAGCUUCUCCGACCCUGUUGAUGCGCAAGGGCUUGCACACUUUCUUGAACAUAUGCUGUUCAUGGGGAGUACGGAAUUUCCUGAUGAGAACGAGUAUGAUAGUUACCUGUCCAAGCAUGGAGGGGCAUCAAAUGCAUACACAGAAACAGAGCACACCUGCUACCAUUUCGAAGUGAAACGGGAGUUCCUUAAGGGUGCUUUGAGAAGGUUUUCUCAGUUCUUUGUUUCACCUUUAGUGAAAAUGGAAGCAAUGGAACGAGAAGUGCAGGCUGUAGAUUCUGAGUUUAACCAGGUUUUACAAAAUGAUGCUUGCCGCCUUCAACAACUUCAGUGCCAUACAUCAACCAGUGGUCAUCCUUUUAACAGAUUUUUUUGGGGUAAUAAGAAGAGCCUUGUCGAUGCCAUGGAGAAGGGAGUUGACUUGCGGACACACAUAUUGCAGCUGUACAAUGAUUAUUACCAUGGUGGAUUGAUGAAGCUAGUUGUCAUUGGUGGAGAAUCUCUUGAUGUCCUUGAGGAAUGGGUGCUGGAGCUAUUUGGUAAUGUUAAAAAAGGUCACCCUGUAAAUUUGGAGUUCAAAGUGGAAGUUCCCUUCUGGAAAUCAGGAAAACUAUAUCGGCUAGAAGCUGUUAAAGAUGUUCAUAUCCUGGACUUAACAUGGACGUUGCCAUGUCUUCAUAAAGAGUAUAUGAAGAAACCCCAAGAUUAUAUAGCUCAUGUCCUCGGGCAUGAGGGUCGAGGAAGUUUGCUUUUCUUUCUUAAAGCUAAAGGAUGGGCAACAUCUCUAUCUGCUGGUGUUGGGGAUGAAGGCAUGCACCAUUCGUCAAUAGCUUAUAUUUUUGGGAUGUCAAUUCACCUCACUGACUCUGGCUUGGAGAAGAUAUUCGAAAUUAUUGGCUUUGUUUAUCAGUACCUCAAGUUAUUGCGUCAAGUUUCUCCACAAGAAUGGAUAUUUAAGGAACUCCAGGAUAUUGGAAACAUGGAUUUUAGAUUCGCCGAAGAGCAGCCCCAGGAUGAUUAUGCCUCAGAACUUGCAGAGAAUUUACUACGUUAUCCUACAGAGCAUGUAAUCUAUGGAGACUAUGUCUACAAUACAUGGGAUGAGGACUUGUUAAAAUAUGUUAUUGGUUUCUUCAAACCUGAAAACAUGAGGAUUGAUGUGGUAUCAAAAUCCUUCAAGUCAGAAGGUUGUCAAUUUGAACCUUGGUUUGGAUCGCGGUACGUCGAGGAAGAUAUUUCAUCUUCCUUGAUGGACUUAUGGAGGGAUCCUCCUGAAAUCGAUGUUUCAUUACAUCUUCCUUCAAAGAAUGAGUUCAUUCCUUCUAAUUUUUCCAUCCAUGCCGAUAAUGCGUCCAACAGUACUGCAAAUGCUUCUCCAAGAUGUAUACUUGAUGAUCCAUUGAUGAAGUUCUGGUAUAAGCUUGAUGACACUUUCAAACUUCCUCGUGCAAAUACAUAUUUCCGUAUCAACUUGAAGGGUGGAUAUGACAACAUAAAGAAUUGUGUUUUGACCGAACUAUUUAUUCACCUCCUCAAAGAUGAGCUAAAUGAACUUGUAUAUCAGGCCAGUAUUGCCAAGUUGGAAACUUCUGUAUCUGUUCUAAGUGAUAAGUUAGAGUUGAAGGUCUAUGGUUUCAACAACAAACUUCCAGUUCUGUUAUCCAAACUUCUUGCAACAGCCAAAAGUUUCUUGCCAACUGAUGAUCGAUUCAAGGUCAUUAGAGAAGAUAUGAAGAGAGCAUUGAAGAAUACCAACAUGAAGCCUCUGAGUCAUUCAUCAUAUUUGAGAUUGCAAGUUUUAUGUCAGAGUUUCUAUGAUGCCAAUGAGAAGCUUCAGUUGUUAGAUCAGUUAUCUGUUGCUGAUCUGAUUUCAUUUAUUCCCGAGCUUCGUUCACAGCUAUACGUCGAGGGCCUCUGCCAUGGAAAUUUGUUAGAAGAAGAAGCAAUUAGCAUUGCAAAUAAGUUUAGAGAAGUUUUUCUGGCACAAGCACUCCCAUAUGAAAUGAGACACAAAGAAUAUGUUAUCUGUCUUCCUGCAAGUGCUAACCUUGUUAGAGAUGUUACUGUGAAGAACAAGAUGGAAAAGAACUCAGUGAUCGAGCUUUAUUUUCAAAUUGAGCAGGACAUGGGGAUGGAUUCUGUUAGACUGAAAACACUGGUUGAUCUGUUCGAUGAAAUUGUGGAAGAACCAUUGUUUAAUCAGCUAAGGACAAAGGAACAGCUUGGUUAUGUCGUAGAAUGUAGCCCUCGGAUAACAUACCGUGUUUUUGGAUUUUGUUUCUGUGUUCAAUCAGCUGAGUAUAACCCGGUUUAUUUGGAAGAGAGAAUUGAGAACUUCAUCAAUGGUCUGGAAGAAUUGUUGGAAGGACUUGACAAAAAUUCUUUCGAGAAUUACAAAGAUGGAUUAAGGGCAAAGCUAUUGGAGAAAGAUCCAUCUCUUUCGUACGAAACCAAUCGUCUGUGGAAUCAGAUUGUCGAUAAAAGAUACAUCUUCGACUUAUCGAAGAAGGAAGCAGAUGAACUUGGAAAUAUCCAGAAGAGUGAUGUUAUCAACUGGUACAAAACGUAUUUGCAACAGUCAUCUCCCAAGUGUCGAAGGCUUGCAAUUCGGGUGUGGGGUUGCAACACCGACUUGAAAGAGGCCAAGAAGCGAUCGAAGCCGGAGCAAGUCAUUGAAGACGCUGCAGCUUUCAAGAUGUCAUCCAAGUUUUAUCCAAGCAUUUGUUGAAAACAACGACCAUCAUCGACAUGUGAAGGGAAUUUAUUUCCCUUCAAAGACAUUUUGAAAAAAAAAAUCUUAAUUUUGACUUUUUAAGUUGUAACUUGUAAGUUGGUUCAAUUCAAUGUUGCGAUAAAAACCGUUGUGAGAGAGAAGUAUAGAUACAUUAAUGAUUAAACUUCAAUAUCACAUUGAUAUAUGACACAAUUUUUUUUUUUUACAAGUUAUAGCAAUAAAUUAAGUAAAUUGUGAUUUUUCA
This is a messenger RNA of Cannabis sativa, 4936 nucleotides long. RefSeq names its product nardilysin-like. Lineage: Eukaryota; Viridiplantae; Streptophyta; Magnoliopsida; Rosales; Cannabaceae. Gene Ontology annotation, cellular component: cytosol. The coding region runs from base 1090 to 4686 and encodes 1198 amino acids. Gene Ontology annotation, biological process: proteolysis. Gene Ontology annotation, molecular function: metalloendopeptidase activity; metal ion binding. The transcript is spliced from 19 exons. The record is from RefSeq and is a predicted model, not a curated record.